AUGUCUGACUCAACCCGCUCCAGCAAUGACUCUGACAGAGAAGAACAGUACCAGUUUGACUCAACGUCUGAGCCCUCACCGCCGGUUUCUCCCAGAUAUGCCAUCAACUCCCCACGGCCUGGUGAAGUUUUGCCCAGUCGUGGAAAGAAAGUGGCGUCUAAGCCCAAGGCAGAAAAGAAGGAGAAGGUGAAGAAGUUCAAGGAUGUGCCUGCUCCCACUGCUGAAGAAAUCUUUCUCUUCUAUUCUUCAGAAGAAGAUGUGGAAGUGGAGACUAGAAUGAAGAGAAAGCACCGUCUCCAGCACAUAAUCCGCAAGCCCUUUCAUGUGUUAGCCGUUGAGAUUCGGAGAAGAACGAAGGAAGCGGAGAGUGCCAACCUGUAUUUUCCGGCUCCCAAGCUGGGAAACUUCAAGAUUGCCUGCAAGGAAGGCGGACCUCACCGUGAGGAAUUCAAUAGAAGAGCUCUGCAGAUCAUCAGAGAUAUCAACUAUGUUGACCUCUCCAAGAAGCCCAAGUCCAAGAAGGCUUCAGACAUUGAAAACAGCGAUGUAUUCCUGUCUGAACCAGCCGUUGAACUACGUGGUCCUACCAGAGCAUCCAGGAUCAGAGGUUCUUCACUGCCUCCUCUUGUGCCUCGCAACAAGCCCAGUGAAGACUCCAAGGGCAAGGCCAAGGUGCCUGAGAAGAGGAAAUCCGCUGAAGACGCAGAGAAACAGUUCAAGAAGGAUCUGAAGAAAGCUAGGAAAGCCUCUGCUGUUGGACCCGGUUCCUCAUCCAAGGAUGCUGCUGCUGCUACUGCUGCCGCCAUGGCCUCUGGAGAAGUUCCAUAUCCUCCUCAAGUUGUUCACAUUGAUCCAGUUCUGCUUGCUGGUUUCAAUGAAGGAACGCUCCCGGAUUCCCUCAUGAGCCAUGUUGAAGGCCUGAUUGUUGCCAAGACUCCGGCUGAAGAAUGGGAGCAGAACCGCAGUUUGCGUGUUGCCAGGUGGUUAGAAGAAGAAGACCGUGCUGAGAAGAAAGGUGUUGAGAAGGAGAAGAAGAAGAAGGCUGAAAAGGAAGCCGAAGAGAAGAAAAGGGCUGACCUCAUCGCUCUGAAGAAAGAAAAGGAACUUGCAUUCAAAACUCAAGCUGAUCUUGAGAAGAAGAAGAAGAAAGCUCUGCUCGCUGAGCAGAUGAAACAAGCAGCCGAAAGCCUGAAGGCUGAUAAGGCUAAGAAUGAAGCAAGGAAGAAAUCCGCCGAGAAAACGCCUGAAGUACAGGGCGGAAAUGAAGAAGUUGAUUGGGAGAAGAGAGAAUAUGAGAAGACGAGGGAUGCAGCUCGUGAGACCCGUCGUGAGAUUGGUCUCAAGGCCAGACAUGAUACAGUUGCCCCCUCUAACUCUAAAGAAAGUCAGGAUUUACCUCAGACCGUCCCAUCAAAGAAGAUUACUAUGACUCGUCAGGCGUCUCAGAUCGCUGAAGUGAAGAAGACUGCCAAGGAGUUUGGUCUAAAGAUCAAAGUUCCUGCCGGAAGAAGUUCCUCCACUUCAUCAUCUGCGGCCGUUCCUCUGAAGAAAGCUAUUGACACACUUGUGCCAGAUACAUCAACAGUCAAGUUUACUUCCCUUGCUGAGGAACAGGAACAAGCUGCUUCAUCCCCCACAGUACUGUCUGAGCACACCGCUCAACAGGAAGAAGGAGAUGAGGUGCUGGGAAAGAACCAAGAAGACAUCACCCGUCCUGAGGAACCCCCCACCAGCAGCUCGUUGCCUCGCACUGAAUCAGUGGAUGCCUCUGCUGAAGAAGGAAGAACCUGUGCCUUCGAAGCUGAAGCCACUCGUGAUCUGAAUGUCAAUGACGCAGAAACUGAUGUAGAUGCCUCAGUGCCAACGCCGGAAGUUCGUGUGAAGAAAGUUGUUAAGAAGAAAAAAAUUGUUGCCCCGUCCGACCUGUCCGACCCGUCCGACCCAAAUUCCUCAAAAGAUCUGCUCAAGCCUGCGCAGAAUAAGAGACGAUCCCGACUCGCUAAGGAUCGUGAAGACAGGAGACUCUCACAGAUGCUUGUGAGAUCUCAAACUUUGUCUGAAGACAACCGCGAGCUGUUGUCUCCCAAGCCAAAGAUGCCUAUAUCCUCUGACCAAGAGAAGGUUUACUUCAAGGCCCUGAAGAACGCUGAGCUUCGCCACGUAAGGCUGGAGAAUGGGCUGAAGUAG
Messenger RNA from Brachypodium distachyon (stiff brome), 2187 nucleotides. RefSeq lists its product as uncharacterized. The transcript is spliced from 4 exons. Bases 1 to 2187 code for a protein of 728 amino acids. The record is from RefSeq and is a predicted model, not a curated record. NCBI's taxonomy places the organism in Eukaryota, Viridiplantae, Streptophyta, Magnoliopsida, Poales, Poaceae.